GCCGACCUUGAUAAUCAUCCUGUUAUAAUUGUUUCAUCUGCUGCUAAUCAAGCAGACAAUAGGAAUAUGGAAUACAGUGAAAAAGUGUCCAGUAGUCAAGAUACAGAUAGUGAUGAAGGCAACAUACUUCCACAUAAACGAAAACGAAGGAAACCUGAAACUGGCAGUAGGGAUAAAAGGAAAAGAAAAGCUGUUAGCCGUGAUAUUGAUCCUCCUUUUAUAACAACCUCACCAGGCCAAGUUGAUUUUUUAAUACCAUCCUCAACUGCAAACUGGAAUACUACUCAUCUUGAAUCAUUGAGGAUUUAUUUUGAAAAUGCACCUCAACCAAUUUCAGAACUUUUGGAUAAAGUAUAUGAGAGUACUGGAAUGUUCGGUCCUCUGAAUGAAGAACAAUUGAAGCAUGUUAAGAAACAACAGGAUAGUAUGUUAUUUUCCACCAGUUUAGCUGAUGUGAUGACUUAUGCUUCUGAAUAUUAUCAUUAUUCAAAUAAACAUUGUGAUUCAAGAAGUUAUGAAGAAAUCAUAACAGAACUUGGUAGAGUUGGUCUUCUCCGAAAACAAGACCAAAGUCUUGAUCAAGUAGUUUACUUUUUAAACCAUAUAUUGGUGAUAAUUAAAAAAAUGAGAUCAUCAUUAAAGACAUUGCCCAAAGCUGGUUUUAAGGACUUGUUUAAAAUAUUUAUCCAGUUUGGUGGUCUUUUUGCAAGUGAUGGAAAACUUUGGAAGGCAGAAAAAAUAAUUCUUAAAGAUCUUGAAGUUACAUCAGAAGCAGAUGUUGCAAUAACAACAGUGGGAACAGAUCAAGAUGAAUUUGAUGAUAUAAGUACACUUGUUUCUAUUGUUGAGGUUAACAACCAUGACAGCUUAACAUCCCAAAAAAUAAAAGAACAACAAAUAAAAACACUGUCCAGGUUAGCUUCAGAUUCUUCUGACAGUCACCUGAGUGAAGGACCUGCUCAAGGAAUGCAACCAAUCUGUAAUUGGAUUAGCAGUAGUGUUCUUGGUCAGCAUGGUGGAGAGUUAUUAAUUCAUUUUGAUAAGUUUUCUGGGAUUUUAAAACAGAAAGAUUUUUUCUACCACUCGGGCAUGAUUCUAUAUGGAACAAAGGUAAUAUCUACCUUACUAGUUUGCAGUAAAAAGCAUUGGAUGGAAAUUACAGAUACAGAUUCUGUUAAAAAGGGGACAAGUUUCAUUUCCUAUUCAGAACCCAAGGAUUUGUUAAUUAAGAAAGACCGUGAUGAAUUGCUUGUACAUAUUGCUAGAUUGAACAGUAUUUGUUGAUUUUUCAUAUUCAUACAUUAUAUAAGGAAAGGAUGCAAGUUUGUUCAUUUUUGAAUCACUUGGUUAAAGUUCAUACAAUUCUUUCGUCCCUACCUUAGCAUAAGUAUUCCAUUGUCAACAUUUCCAAAUUGCUAAUAUAAAGAUACUUUAUUGAUACCAGUACUUUGCAAAAUGUUCUUUAGAAGGCUGUAUUAAAGCUUGUUAUUUAAUGAUGAGAACAGAUGACCAUAAUUGUGCAACAUAAAAAAAUUCAGAUUAGCUUACACUUCAAAGAGCUUAUUUUUGAGAACUGCUAAAUCAAUGGAAAUCAAAUGUGACAAAGAAGUUAAUCUUUUAUGCCCUACAGAGAGGUGACAUGGGCAUAUAGUUUUACUCUUACACAUACAUUAUUUAUGUACACAGGCAUGUACAACAAAAUAUAAAAAUAAGGAGAUGUGGUAUGAUUGCCAUUUUAUGACAACUAUUCAAAAUUUUUGUACAUCCCAAAAUUGAUUUCCAGAUGCUAACUUGAGUAAGUCUCUGUCAAAUCAUUUUAAAUUAAAAAAAUAAUGUUAGCCACCACUAAACAAAGACCCAGUUUGAAUAAGACAGAUUUGAUUUUUUUGUUUCUCUGAGUUAUAGCCUUGAAAGAGUGGAAAUUCGCCAAAUUUUUUCAUUUUAUGAGAAUAACAUGAGGAAACCCCCACCUAAAAACAGAUAUUGUUAGGAAACAAUUAAUACAGAUCCAGUUUAAAUCUGAUUGAAUUCGUUUCUGUCUUUCAUGAGUUAUGCCCUUGAUUAUAGUGAAAAAAUAACCCUUUUUAAGGCAAUUGGCUUUAUGGUAUAGUGAGACUGCCAUAUUUGUUAACUACCGGUAGAUUCAUGCCAAACUGGUAGAAGUAGAAUCUUCUUCUGUUACAAUAAAUGUCGUUGGAUUUUUUGGAGUAUUGUAAAUCAAAAAAAAAUUUAAAGACAAUUGUGGACAUGAAGUUUCAAAACGCUUAUUUAUAAAUUUAUUUUGCAUUUUUGUCGAGCCUGCGACUUUUGUCGCAGAAAGCUCGACAUAGGGAUAGUGAUCCGGCGGCGGCGGCGUUAGCUAACUUCUUAAAAGCUUUAUAUUUUAGAAGGUGGAAGACCUGGAUGCUUCAUACUUUGUAUAUAGAUGCCUCAUGUUACGAAGUUUCCGUCAGUCACAAGUCCAAUGUCCUUGACCUCAUUUUCAUGGUUCAGCGACUACUUGAAAAAAAAGUUCAGAUUUUUUGGAAUGUUAAAUUCUCUCUUAUUAUAAGUAAUAGGAUAACUAUAUUUGGUAUGUGCGUACCUUGCAAGGUCCUCAUGCCCGUCAGAUAGUUUUCACUUGACCUCGACCUCAUUUCAUGGAUCAGUGAACAAGGUUAAGUUUUCGUGGUCAAGUCCAUAUCUGAGAUACUAUAAGCAAUAGGUCUACUAUAUUUGGUAAGGGGUACAUGUCCAACUGGCAGGUGUCAUCUGACCUUGACCUCAUUUUCAUGGUUCAGUGGUCAUAGUUUAGUUUUUGUGUUUUGGUCUGUUUUUCUAAUACUGUAUGCAAUAGGUCAACUGUAUUUGGUGUAUGGAAAUAUUGUACGAUGUUCAUGUCAGUCUGGCAAGUUUUAUUUGACCUUGACCUCAUUUUCACGGUUCAUUGCUCAAUGUUAAUUUUUUGUGUUUUGGUUUGUUUUUCUAAUACUGUAUGCAGUAGGUCAACUAUAUUUGGUGUAUGGAAAUAUUUUACGAUGUACAUGUCAGUCUGGCAUGUUUUAUUUGACCUUGACCUCAUUUUCAAGGUUCAUUGCUAAAUGUUAAGUUUUUGUGUUUUGGUCUGUUUUCCUAAUACUAUAUGCAGUAGGUCAACUAUAUUUGGUGUAUGGAAAUAUUUAAUGAUGUACAUGUCAGUCUGGCAGGUUUUAUUUUACCUUGACCUCAUUUUCAUGGUUCAUUGCUUAUGUUACAUUUUUGUGUUUUGGUCUGUUUUUCUUACACUUUAAGCAAUAGGUCAGCUAUAUUUGGUGUAUGGAAUGAUUGUAAGGUGUACAUGUCUAACUGGCAGGUGUCAUUUGACCUUGACCUCAUUUUCAUGGUUCAGUGGUCAAAGUUAAGAUUUUGAGUUUUGGUCUUUUUUUCUAAUACUAUAUGCAAAAGGUCAACUAUAUUUGGUGUAUGGAAGUAUUUUAUGAUCUUUAUGUCAGUCGCGCAGUUUUUAUUUGACCUUGACCUCAUUUUCACAGUUCAUUGCUCAGUGUGAAGUUUUUGUGUUUUGGUCUGUUUUUCUUAAACUAUAAGCAAUAGGUCAACUAUAUUUGUUGUAUGGAAGAAUUGUUAGCUGUACAUGCCUGCCUGGCAUGGUUCAUCUGACCUUGACCUCAUUUCCAUGGUUCAUUGUUCAAUGUUUAGUUUUCUUGGUUAAUGUUAAGUUUAUGUGACAGUUGUAAGAAAGCUUUAUAUUUAGGACUAUCAACAUAAUAUCAAUGAUUAGUAAAGAAGGCGAGACAUUUCAGCGUGUGCACUCUUGUUUAUAUUAAACUAUUGACUGCCUUAUUUACGUUUGAAAAAUUAAGUAGAAAUCAUUCAUUAGAUUUUUCAUAAUAAAUUUUAUUCAAUUA
Messenger RNA from Mytilus californianus (California mussel), 3884 nucleotides. RefSeq lists its product as uncharacterized. The transcript has 6 exons. The record is from RefSeq and is a predicted model, not a curated record. The coding region runs from base 67 to 1284 and encodes 405 amino acids. Lineage: Eukaryota; Metazoa; Mollusca; Bivalvia; Mytilida; Mytilidae.